Rhizoctonia solani is the source of this 1389-nucleotide messenger RNA. Its product is annotated as mRNA-capping enzyme. Bases 1 to 1389 code for a protein of 462 amino acids. Lineage: Eukaryota; Fungi; Basidiomycota; Agaricomycetes; Cantharellales; Ceratobasidiaceae. The record is from RefSeq and is a predicted model, not a curated record. The transcript has a single exon.
AUGACUAGAGGAGUGCUAUGGUCGGUGCUACCUCUGGGCUCACGCCAAGAUACCUGGAAUCCGGAGGCCUUUUACCGGAGUCUCCAAAGGGCAGGAGCGAGCCGAUUGCACCUGGCGGCACAUGACGAUGGUACUGAGCAUUGGAAGGACGCCUUUAUGCAACUUAUGUCGGAGCAUGGACCUCGGUUCCGGACAGUGAACCUUUUCAGCAACGACCUUAAGCGAGUCAGAGGUUUUGUUCGUACGCUGCUGAACCACGUCGCCACUGGGCCAUUGUCCGAGUUAUCGAUUAAGACUCGGCCCAAACUUGAAUAUCAUCCUCUGUAUGAACUUGAUGAUGAUCGGGAGGGCGAAAGAGACUUGGACGGCUAUAUCUUUCCCGGAAACCCUCGUCAACAUUCCACAGUUAUUCGCGUUUUGGAGUCCCUCACUGCAUUUCGUAUUAGUGGUGUUCGAGUUAACUGGAACAACGUGUCAUUCUCAUCUAGGCUUGUUGAGCUUCAGAUAUGGAAUAUCACACUCGGUUACGAUAACACUAUUGUUACCUUUCUACAGUCCCUCUCUUCCGCCCCUGAGCCACGGGAUUUGCACAUUAUUAGAGUCCAUACUUUUCGCGAUCAAAGUGCUCCAAUCAAAACUGAUGCGCUUGCACCCAUCGUCUUUCCCACACUGAAGACGCUUUUUCUCCAGGGGUUGUACUUCAAUAGUUUCAAGUUAAUAUCUGCCCUGAUUGCCCCUGGUCAAUAUCGUGUAACCUUACAGUUUGACUACAGGUUUGCGAGGAUAAGGAAGCCAGGAAGGGAGAUACAUCCCUGCAUUUAUGAUCGUGAAUACAUGGGUGACGAUGACCGUGUUGAAGCUUUUGACGUUGCCGAGCUGUCAGCCGCUCUAGGGCGAGUUCAGGCUGACACGUUAAGACUAGAAGGGGGGUUUCAUCUGAGGAAAGCCCUACUUCGGAGAGUUCUCCGCGGAUUACCGGGUCUCAAAACGCUGGUCUUAUAUGAUUGGGUAUUCGACGCGAAUGAUCACUAUCGGAGCCCAGACGACUUUUGGAGAGACUCCCCGCGGAGUUCCUUACCCGACGACAAGAUUCCGGCGCUUGAAAACUUGAUCUUGGUCUCUUGCGAGGUAUAUCUUCAAAGCAUUAGCUCUUUCCUGAAUAUGGUAUCUAGCCACCCGCUUCGACGGAUCAACUUCUUCAACACGUAUGUUGGGGAUCGGAACGACGAGAGGUACAAUCACCUGUAUAUCGCCGACUCGCAGCGGUCUGGAAAAAUUGUGAAGAUGAUAGAAUGGCUGAGAGAUAAGAUACCAGAGGUUAGAAUGGUUGAUGACCACAGUAUUUUACAUGCUACAUACUAUUACCGGAGAGAAUGGGAGCUGUGGUAG